AUGAGGCCAGGAAAAGAGCAGAGAGACCUUUGCUGGGGCGAUUUGCAAUUAAAAACAGAUUCGGAGGGAAACUGCUUCAUCGAGUUUAACAUUGAAAGACUAACGAAAACGCGUACCGGCGAAAACCCUCGAAAUAUUAGAGAGAAGAAACCUAAAAUGUACGAAGACAAGAGUAACGCAGAUCGCUGCCCCGUCAACACCUACUUGGCUUACAAAGAGCACCGGCCCACAAGCAUGAUGACCGAUGAAUCUCCUUUCUAUCUUGCGGUUAAUAACGAAAACCCAAAACCUGGUCAAAUGUGGUUCAAAUGCUCUCCGCUUGGAGUCAACUCCUUGAGAAGCAUGCUCAAGAACAUGAUAAGAGAUUCGGGCCUAGAAACAGAUAAAAAACUUGUAAAUCACAGCACAAGAAAGCAUUUGGUUCAGAAGCUGGUUGAUAAUGACAUACCGCCAAACGAAAUCAUUCAGAUCACUGGACAUAAAAACGUUCUCUUUAAACAACUACUCAUCUUUAUCCGACAAGAAACAGCAGCAGAUUUCCGCUGUGUUGUCUAAUGCUGCCAGUACCAGCCAAAGCUUGUCAGCCGUAUCUAUAUAUUGAAGAGAAUACUAAAGCGGAAAGCUUUUUAUCGGGUGCAACUUCGGGAAGUUUAUUUCAAAAUUGCCAAAUCGCAACGGUAAAUGUCCAAGUUUAUCAGUCCGGUCGA
Messenger RNA from Porites lobata, 707 nucleotides. Lineage: Eukaryota; Metazoa; Cnidaria; Anthozoa; Scleractinia; Poritidae. The record is from the annotation of a GenBank genome assembly.